CGUAGUGUCAUGCAGUUCAAUAUGUCUAGGUACGUUUUCUGUAUGGCGUGAUGUUUGGCCUUAAUGAAAAAACAAGUAUUGCUAUUCAUGAAAAAGGGCUACUGAUACAUGGCACUAUAUAAACAGGUUUCUUUCCCACAAAUUACAACUCCUGAUAUAAAUUAUAGCUUCUAUAUCAGAAUGAGGACAUUUGCGACAUUUUUCUUACUUGCUUUACCCUUUUUUGUUUCUUCCACUAAUACAGAAGUUGCUGUUAAUGUUCAAGAUUUAAAUGGCCAAUCUAUGGGUCAUGUAGGCUUGAACUCUCUUGGAGCAGCUACCAUCACUGAAAUGACAAUGUUGUUUUCAUUCGAAGAUGGAAUGAUUAAAAACUAUAAAAAUUCGGCUUUUGAAAUUAAUUCAAUGGGAAAGCUUACAAUGGGUGAAAUCAAAAACAUUCAAGUUACUGGGAAUCUUUUGCAAUACAGAAAUGACCCCGUGUUUGAGCUUUGUGAUGACGGAUCAAUCGGCUAUAAUAGUCAAUGCCUUGGUGCAAAACCAGUAAGACUUGAAGUUGUGAAUUACUGAUGAAACCUAAACCUGAUUUUGAGUUGAUCUACAUAUAGUCUUAUAUAGCAGAAUGUAUUACCAGGUGAAUUCCUC
Metschnikowia bicuspidata var. bicuspidata NRRL YB-4993 is the source of this 642-nucleotide messenger RNA. RefSeq lists its product as uncharacterized. NCBI's taxonomy places the organism in Eukaryota, Fungi, Ascomycota, Pichiomycetes, Serinales, Metschnikowiaceae. Bases 283 to 567 code for a protein of 94 amino acids. The transcript has a single exon. The record is from RefSeq and is a predicted model, not a curated record.